GACCUUGUAAAACUACAAUUCCCAUGAUUUCAUAGCAUUGAGCCAUGGCAAUUAAAAUGGGCUCAAACUACAUUAAUUCUACAGAGCAGACACACCCUAAGGUAAAGUUAAAGGUUUUCCCCUGACAUUAAGUCUAGUUGUAUCUGACUCUGGGGGUUGGUGCUUAUCUCCAUUUCUAAGCUGAAGAGCCGGGAUUGUCCGUAGGCACCUCCAAGGUCAUGUGGCCGGCAUGACUGCGUGGAGAGCUGUUACUUUCCCAUCGGAGCGGUAACUAUUGAUCUACUCACAUCUGCAUGUUUUCAAAUUGCUAGGUUGGCAGAAGCUGGGGCUAACAGCGGGAGCCCACUUUGCUCCCCGGAUUCAAACCGCUGACCUUUCAGUCAGCAAGUUCAGCAGCUCAGUGGUUUAACCCACUGCGCUACCCUAAGACUUAGCAAAUUCCUGUCCAAGUGAAUCCUUUUCUUGGAUCUAGGUCAGAAUUUAGCCCUUGUCUAUUGCAUUUUUAUCCCACUAUUCAGUCAGAAAGAUUCUUAGAUAGGCUUCCAUAAAACACAAAACAAAACAGCAAGCCACUGCUGAAUUGUAGCUCAUUUUGUAUACCGUAAAAUGCCCUCGUGAUAUUCAUCACCCCAUAAGAUUUUCACCAAAUAAUAACACCAUGAAUGCGCAAGGCAAAAUGAAUCCAGUUUUAAUCUUCUGAAAAUAGCUGUCUUUCAUGAUCAUUAUGAUAAGAAACAGUUAUGAAUUGCAUUCAGUUAUGUAGAGUCAUUGUGAGUAUGCAACCAUAUACAAAUUACAUGCAUCUAGUUUCUGUGCAGUUCAAUGCCCUCACAGCCAACAAGACAAAGCCAUGCUCUCUAAGCUCCAAAAUGUGAUUUCUCACAUGAUACAAGUAUGACUGUAAGGCUUUGCUUUAAAGUUUCCCUCCUGGUGUGGCAUAAGACAUCUACAAUUUUUUUCUUACUUGACUCAGGGCAAUGCAGAUUGAUUUCAAAUUAACCUGAGAAAUAUGGCAAAGAAACUUUUCACAUUUUCCAGGACUUUUUUACAAGGACUCUCUUUCCGGGACAAGAAGAAGAGAAAUGAUGAAACCAGUGCUUUGCUACCAAAGGCAGGCAAUCCAGAUGCACAAGGCUCUCCUUUAAACUCCAAGGGAGAAGAAACUGAUUGUCACAGCAAAGAGAAAGGGCAAUGGUGUUUCAGCCAGUCUUCCCAUCAUCACCUGGACUCACUUAGCCGCUGUGUUAAAUACCUGACCCUCGUUUGGAACCUGGCUUUCUCCAUUGUGGGAUUGGUCAUCUUGGCUAUAGGGAUCUGGGGUCUUUCAGACAAGGAAUCAUUGGCCAAUGAACAGAUAACUCAUUUGGGCAGUGACCCAAUGCUCUUUUUUGUAUUAGCAGGCCUGGCAGCCAGUGCUAUGUCUCUGUUGGGUUGUACAGGAGCCCUCAUCGAGAACACCUGCCUCCUGAAGAUUUUCUCUGCAGGCAUCAUCACCUUUGUAGUCCUAGAAAUUGUUGGUGGAAUUAUUCUUUUUUCACUAAGAAACCAAAUCAAGGUCUCCUUGCAAAAUUCCCUCAUGGUGGCAGUGCAGCGGUACCAGGAUGAUCUGGACUUGCAGUUCAUUAUGGAUGAAAUUCAGACAGGCUUACAGUGCUGUGGAGUCGAGUCUUACCUAGACUGGAAAACAAAUCUGUAUUUUAACUGCAGUUCCCCAGGUGUGCAAGCCUGCGGUGUUCCAGCUUCCUGCUGCCUGGAUCCACGGGAAAAUGGCACCAUCCCAAAUUCCCAGUGUGGCUUUGGUGCUCUGGCCCUGGAGGAGUUUGUGGCUCAGAGCACUAUCUAUCUUGGAGGCUGCGUUCCCCAGCUGAGCAGAUGGCUUAAUAAUCAUACGGGGGCAAUUGCCUCUUAUUUUGUGUUUCUGAUUCUGAUUGAAGUAGGAAGCUUAUUACUAGCCACUAAGCUCCUGGCAGGCAUUGCCUUUGCUACAACUCAGGAUGACAGUAGGGGGGAGGGAACAUUUUGGCUCUCUUCUGACCAUAGACAAAGGGGAUUUUAUUACUGAUCGUUUGAGCAUAGCAAAUCUAGAAUACUGCAGAAGAAGCCCUAUUACCUUAUACUUAUUAAUUUCCUAGAGCAGGAUACGGGGGACUGAAUUUUUCUUGCUUUUGCCUUUAUUGUCUCUGGCUAGAAUUAAUUCUGUUCCUUCCUUUCUGCUAUUUUCUCUUUCAUCAAUGCUACAUUUUCAUUCAGUACACUGCCCCUCAGGGCUUCUGUAUAUAGCCACAAAGAUUGGAAAGGUAUUGUAGUACAGAAUCUCAUGACCUGGCCUUCAUUGCUGGAGAAUCUUUUAUAGCCAAGCAGCUUCCCUACAAAUCAAUUUUUCAUCUUUUUUUUGAAAGCCAGUUUUAGAAAUAGGCAUAGGAACAAAUUCCAAUCUUUAAGAGAAGUAUCUCUCAACUGGCUUUCAUCCUACACCUUCCCAAUGCCCUAAUGGUUAAAAUAAGUUAUGAAAUUAUUCCCCUAGGAACUGUACUGCUUUUCAUCCCUGUUUGCCUUUUGGUGUGUGAUACUAACCAACCUGGAGCCCCCAGUGGUGCAGCGGAUUAAACUGCUGAGCUGCUGAACUUACUGACCGAAAGGUCUGUGGUUCGAAUCUGGGGAGCGGGGUGAGCUCCCGCUGUUAGCCCCAGCUUCUGCCAAUUUAGCAGUUCAAAAACAUGCAAAUGUGAGUAGAUCAAUUGGUGGGAAGGUAACGACGCUCCAGGUAGUCAUGCCGGUCACAUGAUCUUGGAGGUGUCUAUGGACAAUGCCAGCUCUUCAGCUUAAAAAUGGAGAUGAGCACCCACCCCCAGAAUCGGACACGACUAGACUUAAUGUCAGGGAAAACCUUUACCUUUAUCUUUACUAACCAACUUAUUACAGCACUUAUUGCAAAUGCCUUUUACUAUGCUUUAUAUUGGCAUGCUGAAGUAGACUUUUUAACUUGUACUUGCAUGUAAACAUUUACAGUGCAGAUAUACCAGUGUUUUGCUCACUUGCUUUCUCUUGGUGUACUUUAGUUUUCUCAUCAUGUUUCAUUAAAUUCUAACAAGAACAAUGUUGUUAUUAAAAUUAUUAUUAUUAUUAUUAUUAAUUUCAAAUGUAUUAUUUUACCAUUAGAAGUUGAACAAUGAAAAUUACUUUGCUGACACUUGGCUGUAAGGGGUGAUUUGCUCCCAUAUGCACCACUCCUUGAUCCAAUGACAAUUUUUUACAAUGGCCUCAGCUCCCUGAUCCUUUCCAGAUUUAUAUGCUGGCUACUCAACCAAUAUUGUUCAGCUCAAAGUUCCUCUUGAUAUGGCAUUUGUUGCUAUGUAGUAAUAGUGCCUGCAUCUUGUUGGGAAUAAAACAUUUCAUUCUACUAAAGGGCUGCAUUUUCUUCUAACACCUCCCAGAGCUUGCUCUUUUGAAGCAAAUUAUUUGGACAACAUUUUGCAUUGAAAUGAAAAUGGCAUUAUUUUACGUUCUGUGCUAUCAUCCUGAAAACAAGAUGGGAAGAAGGCAGUUUUUCUUCCCUGCUCUUUCUAGAGUGCUAGGCUCAAAGACGGGGAGAAGACAACUUGCCUCAGAAGUAAGAGGAUGUAUCUUCUAUCUGCCUUCACAGCUUGCUUACAUGCAGCUGUAUCUUUGCAAUUCAGUCCCCACUCUGCUGUCCAUGUUGGCUCAGAAAAAAUAAACCAAUGAAAAAGGGAUCAGCAUCAGAGAACAAUAGGAGCUACAUUGCACUAGUGUUGCAAUAGAGGACAAAGUCUCAUGAAGGACAUGAGCUGAGUGCACAGAAAUGCACUGCUUCAUAUUUUGGCUUCCUCGUGUAUGGACAAAGUAGAAACAUGUUGAUACUGAGCAAGAAUUGAUCAGUGUAUUCCAAUUUACAGUAAUGUAUCUGUGUAACAAGGAGGAAUUUAGAUUACAAUCCUCUACUAACAUAUUUCCAGAUAGUAGAGAUUUACAAUUUGAAUUACUUCUUGUUGGUGAGAUAUGUCUGUGUGAACCGGAAUUCAGUUCACAUUGCAGUGGAAACAACUGGUAAUUCCUUUUGAAUGAACAUGCAUGAAAUAGUGCUGGCAAUUUCCUACCAGUCAAAAUUAUCUUGUGGGUAUUUUUUUAAGUAACUCUUAAAAGCUGAAUGAAAUUCCAAGAGAGGAAAAAUAUGUUUUCUUUACAUAUAAUAGGGCUGUCUUAAUACCGUAUUUACUCAAAUCUAAUGUUCACCUUUUUCGAAUAAAUUACCUUCUCAAAUUAGGGUGCACAUUGAAUUCACAUAAUAUGUUCAAUAUUUUUUUGGGUUUUAGGGUUUUGAAAAUUGAGGUGCGCAUUAGAUUUGAUGGUGCAUUAGACAUGAGUAAAUACAGUAGAGUCUCACUUAUCCAACACUCGCUUAUCCAAUGUUCUGGAUUAUCCAACGCAUUUUUGUAGUCAAUGUUUUCAAUAUAUCGUGAUAUUUUGGUGCUAAAUUCAUAAAUAUAGUAAUUACUACAUAGCAUUACUGCGUAUUGAACUACUUUUUCUACUAAAUUUGUUGUCUAACAUGAUGUUUUGGUGCUUCAUUUGUAAAUCAUAACCUAAUUUGAUGUUUAAUAGGCUUUUCCUUAAUGCCUCCUUAUUAUCCAACAUAUUCGGUUAUCCAACAUUCUGCCGGCCCAUUUAUGUUGGAUAAGUGAGACUCUACUGUAUGUGGUAUUUUGAAUUUUACUGUUUACCACUGCAUCAUUCCUAUCCUAUCAUCCUCUGAAUCUAAAGUCUUCUUAUUGCUACUGCAGUCCCUCUAACUUUCACUCUGUGCCCUCCUAUUUUUUUUCUAGACAAGGAAUUUUAGAAUAGCAUAAGUUUUGUUUUUCAGGUCAUAGAUAAGAGGAAAAAAGAUAGUUGCAGCAAAUGAUGAAACCAUUAUAUAUUCAAAACAGACAAUUUCUCAAUCUUAUAGGUGUUUUUUCAAACCCUUUAACUGAAAGCUGAGGAGGGGGGUUAAUUGCAGGAAAUAUAGUGUAAAAUCAAACCUACUGCUAAUUCAUUUGAUUUUUUUUAGUUUUUUUCCAUUUCUUGAAGUUGAACUAAUUCCUGUUGGGAGAGGUAAUUUGCAAGGUUGUAGAAGCCACUGCCUGGCGGCCUCCAUUUCUGGCCACUCUGUGGUUAGAUGAUCCCAUAUUGUGCUAGCUCGUGGAGCUCCAGGUGACUGAAGGCUUCCCAUGGACAGAUCACAGUGAUAUCUGAAAAAGAGAGGCAUCAAAGCAACCCAUAUUGCCAAAAGUCAUCAGACUGCUAUGCUGGAAUCCGCCCUAGACCUUUUAUGACAAUUGGUAAUGGGAGCAAUUACAGGGUAUCAUAACCAUAAAUAGAACAGAUUCUGAGUAACCAUUUGAGAUAUGUUUGUGAGAGAGCUUGCCACAAGCAGUGUAUGCUCUUGUGGACACACUGGUAGUUUGACACGGCUAUACAAGAGGGUCGGAGGCCAAGAAACAGCCCACAGCUAAUCAAACAAGGCCAUUUGGGAAAGAGACAGGCUGAGGUGAAAGGUCAACUAUUUCUAUGUCACUCAAGGAGCGGGAGAACAAAUAUUCUCUUUUGUAUUUACAUGGAUUGAGGGUUGUCAACCAACUCGGAAGAAAGAGCAGCCUGGGUGUUCUUUAAAUUUGGCAUCUUUUUUACUUUGUGCAAAUACCUAAGCUAUAUAGUGCAAGCAGCAUGUCAUGCUUUAGAUUCAGCCCUGAUGCCUAUUUCAUCCAGUGCUGCAUGUGGGACUGUAGGAUGCCUGUGUGUGGUUCCUCCAUAGUUUCUUACAUAAAUUUUAUAGGCUUUCCAACACCUGGCAAAUUGGCUUGCCAGCAAUACCACAGGUUUAGGUAAAAUAAGCCAGUGAAACUUAGCUGUUCUAUCCAGAGUGUUCAUAAGGAGAAAAAAGGUUUCCUGUUUAUUCAGAUGUAUUCUAGGGAAAAAGAAUCCUGAGAGUAGGUACACAGUAUGGGUAUACCCACUAUCAAAACACUCAACACGUGGAUAGGAGGCUGAAAUAUCUCGAAGGUGAUCAAGUUCUGGCAGUGCUGAGUGGAGUAUGUCGCAAGGAAUCUGCUCUUGCUAAUGCUUGGUAUGGCAGAUUUUUCAUUAUUGGGAUAAAUCCAUAUACAGUUCAAGCCCCGUAUCUGCAGUUUCAUUUAUCCAACAAAACAAGUUCCCUCUAGUCUUCUACCAUGAUUCUAUGGCAUCGAGUUUGCUAUCCUCCAUGGUUUUGCGUAUCUGUGGACAGUCCAGGAAGGUAUCACAACUGAAAACGGGAGUCGUACUGUACUAACUGUAUUGAUACAUGAUAAUAUUCAAAAUAUGGCUUUUUAUUAAACCUGCAGGAAUGAUCGGUAAUUAGUUUUAUCCAAAUGUGUAUGUAUUGUGGUUUAAAUUAUUUUAAAUUGUUUUGUUUUCAUGUUAAAAUUGAUUUAAUAUCCUUUUAGUUUUUUAUAUGUUUCUUUUUGAGAUCCCUGGAUGCAGUAUGGCUUAUAAAUCUAUAUAAUAAAAGUGAAUGUUUGUAUAUGUGGAUGUGUGCGGUGGUAUGGUGAUGUUUCUUCCAGCUUUCCUAUUGGCUGCUACUUCCACAGGCCACUGUGACCCUCACAAAUGAUGGACCUGGACCAAACUUUCAAAUAGACUGGGCAUCACCGGUUACCCAAACUAGUAUCUUAAUAAAGAAAGAAAAAUGUGUUCUGUCAUACCUGUUCCCAAGCCUUCCAUGCCAGGGAUGUCAUCACCAAAUCUGCAGAGGGAGGGAGUAAGUGUGAGAAUACUUGCUCUACUAAGCAGCUAUACUUUUCAUCUCUUGACUUCAGAUCAUCAAAAAGGAGAAAUAAAGCCUCUGAUGGAGCUCUGUAUUAGUGGUUCAAAUACUUGCUAUAUCUCUCAAUACAACCACUGAUAGAAGUUAACGUUGUUACAUGGGAGUAGUAGAAGCUUGCAUGUUGAAGAAACAAAUAAAAUGGUAAGAAUUA
Anolis carolinensis (green anole) is the source of this 7010-nucleotide messenger RNA. RefSeq names its product tetraspanin 10 (gene tspan10). Gene Ontology annotation, cellular component: plasma membrane. The transcript is spliced from 3 exons. The record is from RefSeq and is a predicted model, not a curated record. Bases 1010 to 2062 code for a protein of 350 amino acids. Lineage: Eukaryota; Metazoa; Chordata; Lepidosauria; Squamata; Anolidae.